Messenger RNA from Caenorhabditis elegans, 744 nucleotides. It is a transcript of the gene bbln-1, whose product is annotated as Bublin coiled-coil protein. The coding region runs from base 10 to 387 and encodes 125 amino acids. Gene Ontology annotation, cellular component: cytoskeleton; anchoring junction. NCBI's taxonomy places the organism in Eukaryota, Metazoa, Nematoda, Chromadorea, Rhabditida, Rhabditidae. The record is from RefSeq and is marked reviewed. The transcript is spliced from 3 exons.
UUGAACACAAUGGUCGUUGAGCAGAAAGAGCAAGAGCCUAUUGUCAAGAUGCGCGACCGCAAUGUCAACGCUGCUGCACAUUCUGCGUUGGCUCGUGGAAUUGAGGCACUCAACGAAGGAGAAGUGACCGAGGAGACGGAAGAAAUUCGCAAGCUGGACACCCAGCUUGAUCAUCUUAAUGACUACAUGUCUAAGAUGGAAGAGCGUCUGAAGGCACACAACGACAGAAUGAUGGAGACGUUGAAGCAGCAGAAGGAAGAGCGCGAAAAGAGACGUCGCAGCUUCCACGAGCGUAUGUCCCAAAAUCAAUCUGAAGAUGAGGAGUUCAAAAAGCAAAUGAGCAGCAUCCUGAAGAGAGUUCAAUCUGUCAAACGCACCGAAAAAUAAACCAGAAUGCUUUUCAAUUGGUACAUGUACACUAUUUAAUGUAUUACUUUCAUACCAACAACAUCCUCAAAUCAUUCACAUUUUUAACCUUAAAGCUGUUUCGAUACGAACUGUUGGAAAAUGAUUUGGUUCCUCGUUCUCUAUAUUUUUCAUUCACUUUUUUUAAUCGAACUUCCUUAUUUUUUUCCUGUCCCCUGUCCCCCGCUCUCCACCACUUAACCACUUAACUAUUAACUUUUUCUUUUCAAGCUUUGAUCGUUCGCCGAAUUCAAUGCAAAUAUGUUUGGAAAUAAAGUCAACGCCGCGUUCCAUGUGGCACCGCAUUGAGAUGAUGUUUAGAAUAAAAGGUUAUUGUUG